This is a messenger RNA of Naumovozyma castellii, 1617 nucleotides long. It is a transcript of the gene ERG11, whose product is annotated as sterol 14-demethylase. NCBI's taxonomy places the organism in Eukaryota, Fungi, Ascomycota, Saccharomycetes, Saccharomycetales, Saccharomycetaceae. The transcript has a single exon. Bases 1 to 1617 code for a protein of 538 amino acids. The record is from RefSeq and is a predicted model, not a curated record.
AUGUCGGAUAGUAUAACAGAGGCUGGAAAUUCCUCUCUAAUUGGACAAGUGUUCCAAUACUUACAACUAGCCUUCCAAAUUUUCCAAUCUUUGCCUCUUGCUCAAAGAAUUUCACUCAUCGUCCUAGCACCAUUUCUUUAUUCCAUAACAUGGCAAUUCAUCUACUCUUUCAGAAAGGAUCGUCCACCUCUAGUGUUCUACUGGAUUCCAUGGGUCGGAUCUGCUGUUCCUUAUGGUCACAAACCAUAUGUAUUUUUCGAAAACUGUCAAAAGAAAUAUGGUAACAUCUUUUCAUUCAUGCUAUUAGGUAGAAUAAUGACCGUCUAUUUGGGUCCAAAGGGUCACGAAUUCAUCUUUAAUGCUAAAUUGGCUGAUGUUUCUGCUGAAGACGCAUACUCUCAUUUGACGACCCCCGUCUUCGGUAAGGGUGUCAUUUAUGAUUGUUCUAACAGUAGAUUGAUGGAUCAAAAGAAAUUCGUCAAGGGUGCUUUAUCUAAGGAAGCUUUUAAAAGAUAUGUCCCAUUGUUUAAAGAGGAAAUCUUGAAAUAUUUCAAGGAUUCUAAUAAUUUCAAGUUCAAUCAAAGAGAAAAGGGUGAAAUUGACGUUAUGGUUACUCAACCUGAAAUGACUAUCUUUACUGCAUCAAGAACUUUGUUGGGUAAGGAAAUGAGAGAUAAAUUAGAUACUGAUUUUGCUUAUUUAUACAGUGAUUUGGAUAAAGGUUUCACCCCAAUUAAUUUCGUUUUCCCCAAUUUACCAUUUUUGGAACACUACAAGAAGAGAGAUAAUGCUCAAAGAACCAUUGCUUCCACCUAUUUGUCAUUGAUUAAGAAGAGACGUGCCAAUAAUGAUAUUCAAGAUAGAGAUUUGAUUGAUACUUUAAUGAAGAAUUCUACUUAUAAGGAUGGUGUCAAGAUGACUGAUCCAGAAAUUGCUAACUUAUUAAUUGGUGUUCUAAUGGGUGGUCAACACACUUCUGCUGCCACAUCUGCUUGGUGUUUAUUACAUUUGGCUGAAAGACCUGACGUUCAAGAAGAGUUAUAUCAAGAACAAAUGCGUGUAUUGGAUAAUGGUAAGAAGGAAAUAACGUAUGAUCUUUUGGAACAAAUGCCAUUGUUAAACCAAAUGAUUAAAGAAACUUUAAGAUUGCAUCAUCCAUUACAUUCUCUUUUCCGUAAAGUUAUUAGAGACAUGCAAGUACCUAACACUUCCUACGUCAUUCCAAAGGAUUAUUUCGUCCUAGUAUCACCUGGUUACACCCAUUUACAAGAACAUUACUUUCCACAGGCACAUUCAUUCAACAUUCAUCGUUGGGAUAAUGAUGCAGAAUCUUCUUAUGUUGUAGGUGAAGAAGUCGAUUACGGGUUCGGUGCUAUUACAAAGGGUGUCACAUCUCCAUAUUUACCAUUCGGUGGUGGGAGACACAGAUGCAUUGGUGAACAUUAUGCUUAUUGUCAAUUAGGUGUUAUCAUGGCUGAAUUCAUAAGAGAAAUGAAAUGGCACUUUCCAUCCAAAGAUCAAACUGUUCCUGUGUCUGAUUUCACCAGUAUGGUUACUUUACCAACUGGACCAGCAAAGAUUGUUUGGGAAAAGAGAGUCCCACAUGAAACUGUGUGA